AUGGAGAGAGAAAGUCCCAAGUGCAAGGACUCCCCGGGGGGAGCCUGGCCCAAGAAGGGUAGUAGCAUAAGUGCAAAGAGUUCGGCCCGUAACCAAAGUGAGGUAACAGAAAAAAAGGCCCAAAUAAUGCUCGAACAGGAGAAGGAGAGAAACAAAGCUCUCCGUAAGUAUUACAGAAAAAUACAAAAAUGCGGGAAAAAAAAAAAGAGAUUUGGACAAAAGAGGGAAGAAGUGAUAGACGUCGAUUUUCAAAAAGCAGCGACUUGCAAAAUGGGAAAUCACUGGAACCAUCGUGUAGAAGCGAAAAUGAUGAAUGGGAACCAUAUCCAUAUUGACAGGGUCAUAAGGGAUCAUGCUGUUUUGAAUUCCAUAGGUGAUAUGUACAGAACGGUCUACGAGGAUAAGUCUCAUAAUUGUUGUCACCCACUAGCGUUCUCACGGCAUGUGUCUGUUCCGAAUAUGGCAAUGAAUGACUUUAACCAUUUGAUUGGUAGGAAUGAAAAUGCAAAUCGGCCAUGUUACAAUGCGAACUUAAGUUUUUCAAGGCAUCUUUACAGAGGGGGGAAUGCAAAUCUAAACCUUAGUAGAGGAUAUACGAACUGGGGGGAAAGGACGAACCAAAUUCGCCCUCACCGUGAUAUAUUCAUGUGGAGGCAGGAACCUGUUGUGACAGGGGUUCUCACGAACCCUGCUUAUCUGAUCAAUGGGUGCGGAAGAAUCGGAGAUGGGAAUCAUACUGUUCUGCGCCAAGUGAAUCCACCCAUGGUGGACGCACGUGUUGCAGCCUCCAAUGGUGUUAGAUGUAGUGCAGGUGUCCCAGGUCCUAUAUAUGGUAUUCAUCAUGCAGACUAUGCUAGUAGGGGUGAUAACGGUAUGGAUCCUUAUUUUAUUUUCCAAAAUGUACCCAGGGAAAGAAAAGUGUGCCAAGCACAUUUUGCGCAAAUGCAGGAAGAACAACAAAGGGGGGUAGGAAUUAACCAGGGAAUGCAAGGCAAUAUCCACUGUGUUGCUACACCGCAUCCAUUUUGUACAAUCCACCCCCCCUACCGGGGGUAUAAUUUCGACCUACAAAUGAGAGGAGCCAUGCCUAACCAUGUAGUUUACAUGCAUCCCUCUCAUAUUGCACCACUGCACCGAGAUAUCCGACAGAAAAGACGCCUCGAAUGUUGCAGAAGGAGACCACUUAACGCAGAUGCUAGGGAACAUGCUAACGAACAUGCUAACGAACAUGCUAACGGACAUGCUAACGAACAUGCUAACGGACAUGCUAACGGACAUGCUAACGAACAUGCUAACGAACAUGCUAACGGACAUGCUAACGAACAUGCUAACGGACAUGCUAACGAACAUGCUAAUGAAGAAAGGUUUCAUAUCAGGGAGGUAAACCCCUGUUAUCACAAUUUGAGGAUGCCGAAUUGUCCUAAUAGGAUAUUAACCCCCCUGAGGAUAAAUCCACAUUUCGCUUGUGUCAACAGUGCACACAUUCGUACAGAUGCACUCGGGAGGAAUAACAUCUUUGUUUCCCCAACUUGGAACAAGAGAAGAAAAUUAGAAAUAAAUGAACCUUUGCACAGGAUACCAUGUUAUGAGACAAGGAUGUUCCCACUGAGAGAGCAGGCUAACUUUAUGAAGGAAGUACAAAUGGGUAGCCACCUGCUAGCCCACCCAGGUCCACUUUCUUUCCACCUAGUAAACCAAAACGGUGAUGACAACCAUUUUGGAAACGAAGUACAGAGAGGAGUUGGAAGAGAAGAAGGGCAUUGUUGGACAAACGAAUGUACUCCGCGUUGGUCGAUCCCGGGCAUGACCAUCGGUGGAGUUGCUUCCCCAUCCAGAGGGUGCAACCACACGGAAGACAAUAGGGACAGUACCGACAUAUACUGCCAACGGAGCGAUCACCAGAAUGAGUAUUGCAAGGAGAAUGGGCAGAUGGAAAAGAUCGUACAGUAUGGGCAAGAGGUACUUCCCCCAGCCCACGAGGCCAUCCUCCAACACAGCAAAGAAGAGACCAACGGGGAGGAGAGUAACUUGGUGAAGAAAGAAACGGGGGUGCCAUUAAAAGAGGACAACAAAUUUCAACAGAACUGUGGACUGUUCAGAAAUUAUGUUUUUUCAUUUAAGAACCCACCUAAGGAGGAAGAGAAGGAGGAGAAAGAAGAGAAAAGCGAAAAGGAUGAAAAGGUCGAUAACGGUGCAACGCCCGAGAAUACCCCUACGAAGUACAAGACGCUGAAAAACGAAAAGCACGCCCUACCAAACAGCGAAGCCCGUUACAAAAAGUUUGAGGAGAAAUAUUUCUCAGAGGACCAGAUAUCAAGUGACUUUCAAUGGAGAGAAGUGGACGGAACUAUUUCUUCUCACGCGCAAGACUUUCUAUUUUUCGAUGAGGAGGACCUGAAGAUGGUUUCUCUGGAUGUGCUGGACCACAGCACAAGGAGUAUCAGCACGAGCGGGAGCAGCGAUGAAGGAAGUGGUGAUAAACGCUCCUACCUCCCUCGAAAGGGAAGAAGCCAACUGCACCAAGGCACAGAUGACGAAGGACAUAAAAGCACUCUCCUCUCCAACCAGCAGGUGAAGCCCAUCCCCAAACCCGACCAUAAACCAUGCAAAAAGGAAAAAAAAAAAGGCAGUGCCCACAAGAGAGGUGCACCAAAUGGGAACCACCCAAACAGACCAAACAAAGUUACAAAGACAGGUAACGUGAAGCUGGUGGCCGAUGGGGAGAAGUGCCGCCAUAGAGAUCGACCAGUAGAGAAAACACAUAGAAAGAAAAACAAGUCUGUUAUCAUGUAUGCCAAAAUUAUGAACAUAAGUUAUGAAUAUGGUGCAGAUGUGCUGAAGCAGUUUAGCCACCCCGCAGUUAAUUUGUUUAAUACGAACAAGACGCACAUUGUAAAGAAGAAGGAAAAGAAGAGGAGGGAAGUUUACAGGUACGUCGAUGCAGAGGAGGAGUUCGGGGAGGUUCAUGAAGUGAAACAUUCUGUGAAGCAUUCAGUGGAACAUUCAGUGGAACAUUCAGUGGAACAUUCAGUGGAACAUUCAUUGGGACAUGAAGUGAAACACUCAGUGGAGGAAAAAGUGACGGAAGAAAUGGUAGAAGAAAUGGCGCAGGAAAUGGCAGAAGAACUGGCACAAGAGUUGGGGCACCCAGGGAAAAAAACAAAACGUAACUACAAAAAGAAGCAGGAAGAUCCAGAGAAAAAAAAAAAAAAAUUUAUUAGCCACAAGAUAAAAAGACACCUCCUGUGUAUCAACGCGAGGAUCGUAAUAAAGGAAUGGUACAUUGAUUAUGGAACCUCCGCCAGUAUCACCCCCUACAUCUACGUAGUGUCUGAAAAUGAUAACCGCUACAAGCUAGACAGAGUGCACAAUAAAUAUUAUUCCAUGUUCACCAAUGUAAGACUGAAGUUUGAAGUUACCACCAGAAUUGUAAAAUCGCUGCAGGCCUAUCCAAACAUUACAUACAAAGAACUUGUUGGCCACUUAACACUGUACGAGUGUAUUAGCAAAAAGAUGAAGAAGGAAAAGGAGGAGUUCAUACAAAAAGAAGAUUUGUUGUCAUCCACGUGGGAGGACGAACGUACCAAUCGGGGCGGGAAGCAGAAAAAGAAGAAAAAGAAACACAAAAUGUGGGAGAAAUGGGAAAAGUGGGACAUGAGGGAAAGGCUGAUUGAUGAAUCAUAUCCAGGGGAUAGUUGCGAAGAAGACGAUUUUGCAUCAUGGAGAAUACACCCACAUGAUUGCUACCCCUUGUUGGAUGAGGAACUUGCCAAAAUGGCAGAAAACUCCGAAAACAAAAAAAAAGAAAAAAAAAAAAAAAAAAAAAAAAAAAAAGGGAAAAAAGAAGGAAAAAAAGAAGAAAGAGGAAUCCCCCAUUAUGGAACAGUAAGCAAGAAGUGCACAUGGGGGGCACCAUACGCUGUAUACAAGUGCAACAGAAAGGUCAUAAUCAGAAUGUAUAAGUUUAUUAAGAACGAAAUGAAAAUAUUAACUCAGGGGUUCAACGUAAAGUGCUUGCUGUGCACUCCUUUCAUGAGGAUCCUAGCACAGAAGUUUAAAUUUAAGCAUAGGAAGAAUCAACAGGAGAAGAGGUUAACAGGAGUGUGUUCCCUUUCUGUGGACAAGCAUAUAUGCUCAGAUGGUCUUCUAAACUGCCACGAAAAUGUAGAAUAUCGUAGCUCUAAGAAGAUCACACGCUUUUACCUUAUUAGAAGCUUCGUUAAGACAGAAAAGGGGAAUGUAGAUAAGUGUGAGACCUCAUGUGGAUGCACGGGUCAAGCAAAGACAGAAGAGAAGGAGGAGUGGGAUAACCAAUAUGUGCUCAUGGGAGGUGGUGAGAUUGACUCGUCCAGCGUAUGUGCCCACGGGGGGGAAGAGCACACAACGAAAAAUGAAUCGACAAAUGGAUGGAAAAAUGGAUCGAAAAAUGGAUCGAUGUUGAUUGAACUCCCCGCCAAAUGUUGCAGUUGCUACACCCAGCGUGAAAUUUCUUCCCCCCUGGAUUUGAUUAACCCCCUGGAACACGAAUCGGUGCUAAACAUAUGGGUAUUCCUUUGGACAUAUAGACAGGUGACGCAUACCAAAAUGAAGGUUAGCCAACUGAAUGAGGAACUCCUACAGAGAAGAAGUACCUUUAGGAAAGAAAUGGUGGGAGAAAUAAUUCUAGAAAGGAUACUAGAGAAUGAGCAUCUUUACAAAAAUGAGGUAUUUGUUUCAAUUCUCGAAAAUAUAUGUGGUGAGAAAGAACACGACACGUUAGAGGGUAUAACAAAUUCUCAAAGGCAUAAUAGUUGUACAGAUGAAAUGAUGAGGGUAAUACUGCUGCUAUUGUACAGGUCCCUACGAAUUGAUCGACAUAGAAGGAGCUACUCCAUGGGGGACAAACAAAAUGGUGCGUCUAGGAACGGUAGUCCAGGGAUGAACUCUUCCUCUUACGAUAUUUUGGACCAUUUAGAAGAUCCUAUGCUGAACGAAAUUUUGAAUUUUCCAUUUAAGAGAUGCCUCACUGGGGGUGGAAAGAAAAGAAGAGAAGAUAACAUUUCUGAGGAGGAUAAAAUUUCACCAGGGAAUGGAUCGAUAGAUAACGAAUGUAUGAAUGGAAAAGCCCCCCCAACGGAGGACUCACAAACUGAACAACAAAAGAACGUAGAACAUUGUACAGAAGGGAUAGGAGUUGAAGGGGAAUAUCCACCAGCAGAUGACGUAGAGGAGAAAAAAGGAAGUACCCACAUGAACAAUACAAAUGAGGAAAUCCAACCAAUUAUGGAAAAUCAGAACCAUGAGACAGCUAUUCGAAGUGAUGGCGCCCCCCCAAAUUUUAUAAUAGACGAACGAGACGUUAAGGACAAUUCUUAUGGAAAGACCCUGUUAGACGUUUUAACAGAAAGGAAUGAACAGAAAAAACUUUUCGAUUUUUGUGAAGACUUGAGAUUAUUGGACAAUUUAACGUGGCCACUAUAUUUAAAAAAAUGCCUUUUUAUGUUGCUAUACGUAAUGAAACACUCCUUUUUGUUUGAAGAUGGUGACGCCGAAGAGGGGGAAGAUGAAGCCUCAAGUAAAUUAACCCCCAAGGAAGAAAACUCUCUUUCCAGGAAGGUGAAUUUAUCAUGCGAAGGAUCUAUUUCCCCCCUAGAUAGUAAAAAUGAUGACCAGAAAGCAGAGAUAGAAAGAAAAACCAUCUCUGAAUGUUGUAUAGAAUUACAACAUGUAAAAAUGAAGAAGUACCAACUGAGUUGGGUUCCAAAUGAGACUGAUAAUUUCGAUGGGAAAACAUCUUGUAGAGAGGAUCUGCUAGCCAUUUUGCAUUUCCUCUGUGAAGAAAAUACCACCUUUGAAAUGUUAAGUACAAAUGAAAAAAUAAAGCUUUUCAACAUUUUUAUAAAUGUAAUAAGAAGUAGUACUGUUGAACGGGAGAGAGAAAACGGUGAAGAAGAGCACUUGAAAAAGGUAAACGGGGAUGUAGUUCUGCAGACAAGCAUGGAGGGUGCAUCUAACAGUGCGUCGAAUGGGGAACUGCCUGGAGAUAUACCCACGAAGGGAACACCAAGCAAUGGAAAAACUGAAGUGAUGAACGAAGGAGAAGACAUAAGGGGCCACCUACCUGGUGAUGAAAGAAGCUAUGUCGAACGGGUGGGAGAACAAUUUGACGUUAAAGUGCAUCUGCUUGGAAAGGACAGACAUUCGAACAAGUACUACAUUUUUGGGGCCCCCCUGGGAUGUACAGACUGUAUAUACGUUGAGUGCGUCAAUGAGGGGGGACCUAUCCAUGCGCCCCUUCCAAAUGGUUCCCUUCCAGAUGAACCGCAAGAUAGGAUAAUGAACCCACUCCAGGAAGGACACACCACUUCUACACCGAAUAGCCCUUGCCCCGGAGAAAUGAACCCACCAAAGGGUAAAACUCAAAUUGGCUACAUUGAAGGGGUGGAUAACAUAACCCGGUUUGUGGAACUUUUUUCCCCAUUAUCCGUGGAAGAAACGGAAUUGAAAAAGAGACUCGUUCAGUUGAGGGAGGCACUAGUAACCACGUGUCAAGUGCACCAGGUGGGGGGUCCAUUUGAGGAAGGCACCAGUGGGGAAAAUCCAACCAAUGGUAACAUAUGCACGGAGGGAAAAAAAAACAACUCAAGCAGGGAUGCAUCGGGAGGGGAAAGCCAAAGUGUCGACGAGGAAGGGAAUCCCCCCACCGAUAUACAGUAUUCGCAUUGUAAAAAAUACGACGAAGUAAGCAAGCAAGAGAAAAUAAAAGAGGCAACAGAACCGGGUGACAAAUACCAAAUACUGAACAAACACGUAGAAGGUAAACACACAGAUGUAUGUCCACACAAACUGGAGAAGACUCAAAAAAAGGAAAAAAAUUCCCUUUGGGAUAAUGAAAAAGUUAUAUUGGAUCAGAUGCUAUGUUUUAUAGAAAAGCUGCUCUACUUUGUAAAAAAAACCAAAAUGGUUUUGAACCAAUGCGUACAGGAUGAAAUGGUAAGGUCGGUAGACAGCUUCGUCCUAAUGUGCAUAGGAACAUUUGUAAGGGGUAAUAUAACCAAUGAUCUUGGAUAUAUUUUUAAAAAUUUUGUAAAUCUGAUUAUAAAUAUUGAAACAUUAUUUUUCAGCCAUCCGUAUUGUUUUUUUUUGAAAAAGAGGUGGAGAAAGGAGUUGCGAAAUUCCUGGGAAAACGACAUGUGUUUUUUGAAGUGCCUAAUUGAUGAAGACCUCGAAGACAUAAACGUUUUCGAUAUAUUGCCCACUUUGUGUUUUUAUUUUAAUUAUUUUGUAACCUACGGGUUGAAGGAAAAAGCUAUUCACAUGUACAGGAAAUACGGAUUGACGGGGAUGGUUUCCGAGUUGGAGGAUGUCGCCGGGGGGGCUACUGCUCAGCGCAAGUUACAAUUGUUGAAGAAGGUCCGAUUGAUGCUGAAGGGGAGUCAUGGGAGUGCCGCCAAGGAACCAAGGGGGGACACCCAAGGAGACACUGAAGUACGCCCUGAAGAUUAUCCCCAAGACGAGCGCAUAAGUGACGUGCUCAGAGAAAUAUGCAAAUUUUUGCCCUACCAGGUAGACGGUAAGUACAUCUAUUUCAAAGAGGGGCAUUUAGAACACAUGGAGAUACUUUUCAACAACAAUUUGUUUUUUUCCGAACGGAAUAAUUUAGAGAAGAUUAACAUCAAGGAGAUCGUCGAGGUGAGGGAUAUAAAAAUGUUUUUGAUCCCGAAGAAGGACCUAUGGAGGUUGGGAAAGGGUACCUCCUCGGGGGACAACACGGGAUGCACACAGAAUGGAAAGCCGAAUGAUCUAACGGAAGUAGAACGGACAGACCAAACGAAGGAAGACGGUCUACGAGAUAAUGAGGAAACGACACCUUCACUCAGUGGGAAGGAAGAAUUAUCCAACGAAGCGAACAGAUCACCUACAUAUCAUACAGACUACCACAUACUGAGGGAAGGCUUAUUCAAACUUAAGGAAGAAGUGGAAAGGAAAAAAUGGGGCCCACCAAAUAAACAUAAUACACUGUAUUUAAAACCGCUGGAGGAGUAUACAAAGGUUCUGGAGGCACAAAUAUGUAGCAGUUUUUUAUGUCCCAAUUUUGGGACACUUGUAGAUGUGAAAAAUGAUCUGAAGAGGGAGACACCCGUUGGUGAGAACAUCAUCAAGGGAGAAUCAACAGUGCAUAGAGACAACUCAGAGGAGACCUUCGUCUACGUGUGCCAACUGCAUUGUGUAAUAUAUCCACGUGGUGACCUAAAGAAAGGCAGUGAAGAAUAUAUGAGGCAGUUACAAGAACCAUAUUCUGCAUGCGAAAGGUUGGAUGACCAAAGGGACUUCAAAUGA
Messenger RNA from Plasmodium coatneyi, 8319 nucleotides. Its product is annotated as Chloroquine resistance marker protein. The record is from RefSeq and is a predicted model, not a curated record. Lineage: Eukaryota; Apicomplexa; Aconoidasida; Haemosporida; Plasmodiidae. The transcript is spliced from 3 exons. Bases 1 to 8319 code for a protein of 2772 amino acids.